Molecule: messenger RNA, 5352 nt
Organism: Neocloeon triangulifer
Lineage: Eukaryota; Metazoa; Arthropoda; Insecta; Ephemeroptera; Baetidae
Gene: larp
Product: la-related protein 1B
Exons: 16
Coding region: 281-3724 (1147 amino acids)
Biological process (GO): mRNA stabilization; positive regulation of translation
Cellular component (GO): cytosol; cytoplasmic stress granule
Molecular function (GO): RNA cap binding
Source: RefSeq, a predicted model, not a curated record
CUCACUUGUCGAACUCUCGGCAGACAUGUGCUUGUUGGUUCGUGUAGUGAAUGUACGUGGACGUUUUUUGACGUUUUGAUGUUGUAAAGCUGCGUGCAGUCUGUGUUUGGCCCACUGUCCCGCUGCUCGGCCACGAAUCGGACGCUCAGACGGCAUCUUGGGCCCGCGAGGCAUGCAUUGUGACUACUUUUUAGCCUAGUGAAGCGGAGCAGGCGGCGUGUCUCGUGCGAACCCUACCAAGCAGGUGGCCACAUAUUGCAAAAAACCUGGUCACGGCAAGAUGGCGGCGCAAGUCGCUGCUCAGGCUGAGGGGCCGCACUCGACGGCCCCCGGCGGCGCCGUCCCCCACAACUCGUACGCCAACGUGCUGCUCAACAUAAAGACGCCGCCGGUGGAGGCGGCCUCGCCGCCCCCGUCGGAGCCCGAGGUUGCCAAGGAGGCGGUCAAGGAGAACGGCCAUGCGGUGCAGCAUCCGCCGCACCACAACAACAACAACAGGGAGUUCCACCCCCGGCGCUUCAACCACCGGCACCACCACUUCAGCAAACAUUCCCACCACCACAACAACAACAACCACCACCACAAGAACAGCGAACCGACCCCCGAGGAGGACAAGGAGGUCGAGCCACCCCCGGUGGUCAAAUACGUCGAGGCCCCCCUGCCUAAGGUCAAUCCGUGGAUGGCCAAGAAAGGCGCGGCCACCCCUGUGGAGAAGGAGCCUCCCAAAGAGGCCCCCAGCCCCUUGGCAGCAGCAGCCGCCCCCGCCACCGCCCCCAAAGUCACUUCGCCGGCCACUUUGGCGUCCAUAGUUGCUGACAAGCGAAACCUCUUCAGCGUGCCACUUGAGAAUGGCGUGUCUGCAGCAGCAACGCAUGAGCCGUCGCCGGCGGUGAAACCGGUGGCGGCCGCUUUGAGCGCCAAGAAGGCCCAGGACUUUCACCGGGACAUGGAAAACUGGCCCACCCUAGGUGCGGCCACGCCGGCUGAUAAAAAGCAAGGUUCACCGGCGCACAGUGUCGAACUGACUGAUCCAAGCCUGGCUGAACAAAACGGUCACAUGGACAGAGAAGACAGUCCAUCAGACGACUUCAGGCACGAGACGGCCACCAACUCCUCUGGCUCAUCAGAAAACGAGUCUUCAAGAAGGAAAAAAGGUGGUCCCAGACCCAAGUGGGUUCCUUUGGAAAUCGAGCAGUCCAAGUCGAGGAACAAACGUGAAAAAUCACACGAUCACAACCAUAGGAAUUCAGAUUAUGAUCACGGAGAUUGGCAUAAUGAUCAAGGACGUGGCAAGGGUGGUCCCAGGAGGACCAAUAAUGGAAGGGGCCGUGGAAGAGGUCGUGGUGGUGGUAUGAACAGAGGCAUGCCGAGGACAAACGGCAAAAUUGAAUACACAGAAGAAUAUCCUGUGGACUGGUCUACGGUCGAGUUCCCCCAAGGCAACAAGUUCAAUGGCCAGCCUGCUGAAGGCAUGGGCUUCAUGAUGCCGUAUGUGAACCCUUUCUUCUACAACAAUGGACUGCAGCUAGACGAGGCCAUGCUUAAAGAAUACAUUAAGAAGCAAAUCGAGUACUACUUCAGUGAAGAAAAUCUGGUCCGCGACUUUUUCUUAAGGCGCAAAAUGGACUCUGAAGGUUAUCUGCCGGUGACCCUUAUAGCCUCCUUCCACCGUGUUCAGGCUCUCACUCAUGACUUUGCCAAAGUGAUUGAGGCCAUAAAAGACUCAACUUUGUUGGACAUCUGUGAUGAUGUCAAGGUUCGGACUAAAAUUGACCCUGACAAAUGGCCCAUAAAUGACCCGGGUGGUUUGGCACCUGCAUUGCCAAUCAUCAUCAACAACCAAAUUCCAACUCUCGGAGUGGAAAGCAGCAUAGAAAAUCUGAACCCAGAUGUGCCCGAGUUCAUUCCGAGCAGCGCCAUUUUGGAAAAUGGAAACCAUCACUCGCCUGAGCCUGAUGACCUUAUUGAAGACGAAUUAGAGGAAUAUGGAGAGCAAAUAGUGCCUGAAGCAAUAAAAGUUCCAGCUCGAAAAAGCAACUUGCCGCCACCUCCAGCCAGUCUUCCUCCGCUCUCAACUCCUACAAUCAUUGCCCAAAAUACACCUAAAGCUGUGCCAGAAUCCUGGCAAGAGGUCAAGCGGAAAGCAAAGCAUCCGCCCAAGGACAAAUUUGAUGAGCGAGAGAACAGGAAAUCAGAAAGCCGAGAGGACAUAGAUUUUCAGUUUGACGAGGACAUGAAUGUUCCCGCAGGCCGGGUCAAUAAAUUCACGGACUUAGCCGAAGACGACUCCGACGAUUACGAACUGAGUGACCAAGAAAUCAACAAGUUGCUCAUUGUGACACAGGUCAUUGACCAAAACACCUCUCCCAACAUCCCCCAAACAUCUCUGCCGUCCAGAAUUCCCAAACAUGAUGGGUACGACCGGACAGGCGAUCAUUGCACCAGAGUGAAAUUGAGCCAAGAACUAGCCCAAGUCAUCAACGAUGGCCUCAACUAUUACGAAGACGACUUGUGGGACGACGACCUGGAAACUGUUACUAUCCAGCCUGGUAGCUACAAAACUGUUAAUGUGAUCACCCAAGAGACUUUUGACAAAUUCACACCUCCACGGCCAACCAUUUCAAACCCAGAUAAACCUCCUAAGCCCCCGUCUUCCAGUUUAGUCGAUGAAAUUACUCAGGAGGCAGCAAGCACAGAACAAGUCCGAUCAAGGACACAGAGACAAAGAAAAGAACAUCAGCGACGCCAACCGCACUUCUACCCCGUUGUCAAGGAGGAAUCUUUGCCCGACCCUUGCACACCUCGCAAGAGGAAAACAAAACACAGCAGUAAUCCUCCAGUUGAGCAUCAUGUCGGCUGGGUCAUGGACGUCCGGGAACACAGGCCGAGGACCACCUCAGUCAGUAGUACUGGUACAAGUCCAAGCGAGAGCUACCUUUCAACCAGCUUAGGAAGUACGCCUCAGUCAUUGCCCGCUUUCCAGCACCCAUCACACAUGCUCCUCAAAGAAAAUGGAUUCACUCAGCAAGUCUAUCACAAAUAUCAUUCGAGAUGUCUCAAAGAGAGAAAACGCCUCGGCAGCGGCCAAUCACAGGAGAUGAACACACUCUUCCGGUUUUGGUCUUUCUUCCUAAGGGAGAACUUCAACAAAAAAAUGUAUAACGAGUUCAAGACUCUGGCUGUUGAGGACGCUUCUUUUGGAUUCAGAUACGGUCUUGAGUGUCUAUUCAGAUUCUUCAGCUACGGUCUAGAAUUCAAAUUCAGGCCGGAGCUAUACAAGAACUUCCAAGAGGAAACGAUUCGUGAUUAUGAAAAUGGCCAAUUAUAUGGUUUGGAGAAAUUCUGGGCUUUCUUAAAAUAUUACAAAAAGAGCAACUCAUUACAAGUGGACGACAAACUCAAAGAGUAUUUGUCGAAAUUCAAAAGCAUAGAGGACUUCAGAGUCGUGCAGCCUGAGGAGGACUAUGAGAUGCGAGUGCGUCACUUGCGGAAUCAGUACGGCCGUCCGGGCUUCAGUCGGAUGCGCUCUGUUUCCGAAAGCCAGAGUGACAUGCGCAAGGCUGUUUUGGGUCCCAACCGGUUCAACCGCGUGCGGCGACUCUCGGGGAGCGCCAAUGUGGCCGAGCAGGAAGCUGGCAUGAGCCGAAGCAACUCGCUGGGUGACACGCGGGCAAAGAAAAAGCCUUCGGCGACGUCGGCAGCUUCGGCCACUGGCGGCAAGUAGAGGCAAUGUGAUACAGACUCCCUUCUUAAGCACCAGCAGAUUCGUUUAUUUUUUAGACAGCUUCUAAGGAAUUUAGCUAAAUUCGCUCGCACCGGGAACGACAAAUUUAUAUUUAAAAAAAAAAAAGGAAAGAAUAACAAGGUGGGAAGGGGCACCCGGAUUUUGAGUGUUUGAUGUACAUAAUUCUGCGGACAUACUACAACUUCAUCGAUCGAUCGAUUUUUAUUUUCGUUUGUUACUUUUUAUGUAGAUAAUGAUAGGGUUUUGUGUUUCCUAAUUUGUAGGGUUCUCGCGUUUGGUUGAAUCAAAGUAACUCUGGUGACAUCCUGUGCAAUUUCUUGACGAUGAUCACGAAUCAUGUUUUUUUUUCCGUUGAGGUGUUAUUGCUCAAAUCAGUCAUUGAUUUUGUUGUAAAUUGUAUUGAUCAAGCCAAUGCCAUAACAAGUAGAUGACUUUGCUCCCGAACUGUUUGCUCCGGACGUGGGCGACUGAAUUCACGAAAGAGGUUGUAAAUCUGCUUUCUGCAUUUUCUCCGGCGAAAAAUUCUAAAAGAGCUGCAUUUUUUUUAACUCUCCCCUUCAAACCCACCUAUUUCUGCGUAAAACGUUCAGGCUGCCCUUUGGAUCUGGAGUGAUUUCACUUUCGGGAGCAGUGUAGAACUAUUAUUAUGAAUAAAACUUCUUAAUAUAUAUUGAUUUGAUAUAAAUUAGUAAGUCUUACUAAGUAACUGGUUUGUGCUACUUACAUCGACUGAAUCCAGCUUGUGUCCAGUCUCACUCAGUCAUCUCAAUCGGCUCAAUUUCCCGCAACUAGCUAGCUCAAGUGCCUUUGUUGUUUUUUGCAGUAAUUCAAUUAUGCCACCUUGUGAUAAAAAGAACGGCACACAUCGUGAACAAGAAGUAAUUUUGGUGUAAAGAUUUAAAUCAACCGCUCUUUUUUGACGAGUAAUAUAUACAUUAGAAACUUUUUGUGUCUAAUUGCAAGUUUAAAACAUAGAGUGUGCUUCUAUCCAUCUUCCGUGGGGUUUGUCACUUCUCAUCCUUUUCCUCCUCCUCCACCUUUUAUAUUCUCUCUCUUCUAAUGUAUUGUCUACAAAUAGUGUUUGUGCAAAAACUUACAUGCAUACAAUAAGAUUGUCCUUUAUUUUGUUAUGACUAUAAUAUAUAUAUUUCUAGGGAAUAUAUUAUGAUGAGAUAUAUAAUGAUGAUCAUAGGCUUACUGUCUUUCUCUCUCUCACACACAAACACACCGGCAGAGUUUAGGUGCCCUAGUAUGUAUACUAAUUGCAAGUUUUGCGUAGUGGACACAGCUAAGCAGCAGCAACUUUAUUAUAUAAUUAAAAUAAUUGUUAUCAUUUGACUCAAUUUUUUUUUUCAAUCGUUCGUAAUUUUUUUGUUUAUUCGGUCUACCGGAUCUCUCUCUUGGUCAGGCAAUUCUAAAUUGACGACUCUAAUAUUUUUACGUUUAUAAUGAUCAAAAAUAUGUUUCUUUUUUUAAAUUCCACUGGACGUGUGUUUUACUGCAUUACGAUGAUGAAUAUUGUUAUUGGAAAGUCGUUUAAUAUGAACUAUUGUGAAUACAUCAAUCAUUUAAGUAAUAAAUCCUAUAUCUUAAUAUGUACAGUGAAA